This is a messenger RNA of Rotaria sp. Silwood1, 1149 nucleotides long. Lineage: Eukaryota; Metazoa; Rotifera; Eurotatoria; Philodinida; Philodinidae. The record is from the annotation of a GenBank genome assembly.
AUGGUUUACCGUCUUCAUAGCCCUCAUAAUACGACAUCUACAAAUGAAGUUUUAGUAAGUCAAGGUAAAGAGAAAAUAAGUGGAGCGACUUUGUCCAAAGGUUCGAAUUUUCAGUCAACUUGGACUUGUACGGGUAAUAUGAAUUAUGAAUCUGAUUGGCGUCGAAGAACUUGUGCAUUCAAAAAUAUCUGUUACAAUAAAGAGAGAAAAGUAUUUCAGUUUUAUCGUAAGCCAGGCAGCAUUAAAACGCCAGUUUUAUUUGACCUUAAACUUGGUCGUAUGUAUGAUUUUAAUAUAAAUAAUCAUGGCUUUGUUAGUCUUGUUGCGCGUGCCACUCAUCGUGAAUCAUGGGGACCAACAAUUGUUGAAGAAUGGUUACCACCCGUUGAUAAAGUACCUUAUUUAGAUAACGUUCAUGUUUUAUUUAUGCAUUGGCACGUAUCCUUCAAUCCUGGUCAUGUCAUUUGGGAAGACAUAGCAUCUACUUACUUUUCAAUGGUUAGGCUAAAUGAAUAUGAUAGAGAUGCUGUUCUUAUUGAAUAUCGAAAUUUUCCAAAAGAAGGAAGUCAAUUUUAUCGAAUGUAUGAAAACUUAGUUCCUGCUGUUGCUGCAGAUGUCGAUAGUCUUGAUGAUUAUACGAAUAGUUUUCCUUCGCCUCUUGUAUGUUUUCGAACUAUUGUAGCUGGUGGUGCUCAUUCAAUGUUUUCUAUUGGCAAUGAACCAUAUACACACGGAAAAGAAAGACUUCUCUAUGACUAUCGUACUGCUAUCCUACAAUAUCAUGGUGUCAAUGUAUCUCAUUUGCCAUCACGUCAUCGUAUUGUACUUGUUAACAAAACUCGGGCAUUUCGUCGUAGCUUACGUAGCAUUAAAAAUCUUGUCGAAGUUAAACACUUUAUAUAUUCGACAUAUCCAAAAAUAAAGUUUGAUGUAAUUGACUGGUCUAAAUAUGCAUUCACUCAACAAAUGCAUGAAUUAUACAAAACAACUAUAUUAAUCACACCAUGUGGUGGUAUCUCAACAAUAAUACCAUUUUUACCUGAAGGAACACAUGCAAUCAUAAUGGAUUUCUAUGUCAAUAAACAAGCAUAUCUGAAGGGCGAGAGAUAUAGAAUAGGAGAAUCAGGUUCGAUGGACGGAGCUCUUUGA